Molecule: messenger RNA, 2415 nt
Organism: Rhipicephalus microplus (southern cattle tick)
Lineage: Eukaryota; Metazoa; Arthropoda; Arachnida; Ixodida; Ixodidae
Gene: Atg18a
Product: Autophagy-related 18a
Molecular function (GO): protein binding
Source: RefSeq, a predicted model, not a curated record
CGUAGCCAUUAGCCAUCAGCCAUACACAACACUCAGCUGACGCGAGCUACAUCGCUGCUGUGUUCGGGGGCCUGCUUUCACAGCGCGCAUCUUUGUGUUGUGGUGUGGGUGACGAUGUUUGCGCGUCCAUGCAAAGUCUAGCGACGAACCUCAACAAUAUCAGCGAGGGAGUAAAGCAAGGCGUCGGCGGACUCAUGAAUCUAGCCGCGGAAGGGGGUGAACACACCCCAUACAUUAACUACGUGAAUUUCAACCAAGACGGCACGGCGCUCUCGGUUGGAACACACACGGGUUACAAGUUUUUCUCCCUAGGAAAUGUGGACAAGCUUGAACAGAUAUAUGAAAAUGAAGAGGAAGGCAUGGCCCUGGUCGAGCGCCUCUUCCUGUCCAGCCUGGUGUCCCUCGUCAGCACGGCGUCCCUGCGGAAGCUCAAGAUGUGCCACUUCAAGAAGGAGUCUGAGAUCUGCAAUUACUCCUACAGCAAUAGCAUCCUGGCCGUGCGACUCAACCGGGCGCGCCUUGUUGUGUGCCUCGAGGAGAGCCUCUACAUACACAACAUUCGGGACAUGAAGGUGCUGCACACAAUUCGCGAGACUCCGCCCAAUCCGGACGGCCUGUGCGCCCUGUCGCCCUCCAGUGACAACUGCUACCUGGCGUACCCAGGAUCUGACAAGAUUGGCGAGGUCCAGAUCUUUGAUGCCCUCAACCUGCAAGCCAAGGUGAUGAUCCCGGCGCAUGACAGCAAACUGGCAGCCCUAGCUUUCAACUCCGUGGGGACGCUUAUCGCUACGGCUUCGGAAAAGGGCACGGUCAUACGAGUUUUCGGUGUUGCGGACGGACAGAAGUUGUACGAGUUCCGGAGGGGCAUGAAGCGGUGUGCGAACAUCUAUUCGUUGGCGUUCAGCUCCGACUCGCUGUUCCUGGCCUCGUCAAGCAACUUUGAGACAGUGCAUAUCUUCAAGCUCGAGGACCCGGAGUCCAACCGGGUGGCGGAGGAUCCCAACACCUGGUUUGGCUACCUGGGCAAGGCCAUCGUGCAGGGCGCCUCCUACCUGCCCACGCAGGUCACCGACGUGUUCAACCAGGGCCGGUCGUUCGCCACGGUCCACCUUCCGUUCCAGUCGGUGCGCACAGUCUGCUGCCUCAGCACAAUUCAGAAGAUACCAAGGGUACUCGUGGCCACUGCCGAUGGCUACUUGUAUGUCUACAACUUGGAUCCUGUCGAGGGUGGCGACUGUUCCCUGUACUCGCAGCACCGGCUGGACGGUCAACCCAACACGACAACCACACCAUCGCAGUCUGGCGAUGCAGGUUCGGACCAAACCACGGCGCAGGGAGCGGCAUCUCAACCAACUCCAGCAGCACGCAAGCUGGACUCGCAGGGAUUGUCGAGCUACGCUGCUGUAGUGCGAGGUUAUCAGGACCAAACUCCGGCAGAUGCUGCUGGAAUGGUCUCUUUGUCGCCUCCGACCAACGCCGCGUUGCGCCUCACCGAUGACUCCGAGUUUCCGCCAGUGUCACAGAAGUGCAAUUGAGGUGCCCUCUGCUGCUACCCUUGCGCCAAGAUUCAUCUAGCGACAAGUGAAGAGAAACUGAAGUGAAAGAAGAUGCGGCAAUGGUCACCGGCGGCACCAUAGUACCGGCUCGAUUCGGACACACCAGGGCACUGUGCAUGACUCCACCGACAGCUUGUGCACCGUUGUUUUCGUCAUCUCCAGUUCUGUGCAGAAGAGCGUGCGCAAGUGGCAGUGGGGGCCCUCAGCACUAUUCGGUGAUUGAGUCACCAACUCCGUCGGAGAUUUCAGUAGUCCUUUCGCAAGCGAUUGUUAGGAACUUACUAACUUCUGCAGCCUAAAGAGGCGUCAUCUGCUGGACCCCAGUCGCAGAGGACGAGCGUUCUAAAGGACGGCAAAAGGACGAAGCAUCUUUGUUAUUUCGAGUAUUCUUGUGUUGUUCUUGCUCCAGCUGACAGGGAUCAAGUUUUGCUGGACCUUUUUUUGUUUUUUUUCCUCAUUCUAUAUGAAGUGAGUGUGUGGUGUACACAUGCGUGUGUGCGUGCGUGUGAAAGCCAGAGAUGACUUGGAUCCAACGUUUGAGACGCUGUGGUCGUAGCACCUUUUAGCCUUUGUGUGCAAAAUGAGUGUGAAACCAUUAAGAGGAGUCAAAAAGAAAAAGAAAGUGAAUCGGCACCAGGACGUCAUACCUGUGGUUAGGUUCAAGUGUAAUGUGUGUUUUAUGUCUGUGCAAAUGCAGAGUUUUUUGAGAUUUACACUCCUCAGCGCUGCUUUUGCUCGAUUCUGAAGCUGUACAUACGGUGGGCCAAAACGUCUUUUUGUAUCUUGUUAAGCCUGUAAGUACAUCUUCGGUCAGUGUUGGCAGACGAAAAAAAACAAUAAAACAGUCGAAAAUUUUUAA